AUGCUGCGAAUGCUUCAAUGGGGUCGUUGGCGCCCGGCAACUUCAGGGCUGGCCUCCGCUCUGCGACGUACCGCGCAUACGGCGCAUUCUGAGGCCGACCUGUCUCCUGUCCUUUUGACCCGCGCUCGAUUGCUUGCCGUGGAGCAUGCGAAGCUAUCAAAUCGAUUGGCAGAGUCCUUUGAUGCUAAAGUGGCUAAGCGAGCCGGAGAAUUGGCCCCGGUCACUACGGUUCUGAAAGAAUGGGACAAUGCGAAUGAGGUAUGCUCUUCUAUCUUACCCGAUGCUUCCGUCUUUGGGGGCGUGUCGUUGACUCUCGGCGUUGAAAAGUCCAUAGUCGAAUUGAAAUCUCUCCUUGAAGACCCUGAAACCGAUGAAGAGCUACGAUUGCUGGCGAUCGAAGACCUGGAAUCUAGCAGAGACGCCAUCCCCUCAAUAUCGGACCGUCUCAAAAAAUCCCUGAUUCCCCGGCAUCCAUUUGCGGACCUCCCCUGUUUGCUUGAGAUUCGACCUGGAGCCGGAGGAGAUGAAGCUGGUCUGUUCGCAUAUGAGAUGUUACGUAUGUACAUGUCGUUCUGUUCUCGGCGGGGCUUACGACCAGCCAUCAUCAAGCAAGACGUGGAAGAUGGCCCGUCGGAAGACCGCCUAAGCGAAGCAGUGAUCGAAAUCGAAGCCGACGGGGCCUAUGAUAUUCUGCGGACCGAAUCAGGGGUGCAUCGUGUCCAGAGAGUGCCAGCCACUGAAACCAAAGGUCGAACUCAUACGAGCGCCGUCAGCGUCAUGGUCUUGCCCAGCUUCCCAGAGACCGGCAGUGGUAUGGAUAGCGCCUUGAAUUUCGAAGACCCGAACAGUGAUUACUAUAUCGACCCACAAGAACAUGUCAACAAGACCGAGUCUGCCAUUCGAUUGACCCAUAUUCCCACGGGGACAGUGGUCUCUAUGCAAGAUGAGCGUUCUCAGCAGGCAAAUCGUCGGAAAGCCUGGCAGAUGCUACGUGCGAAGAUUGCCGAAGUCCGCCAGGAAGCCCGCGAGCAGGAAUUGGUCCAAUUGCGGCGGGGAGCCAUGGGUGGUGUAGCUCGUAUGGGCCGAGGGGACAAGAUCCGCACCUACAACUAUGGCCAAAGCCGUUGCACCGACCACCGAAGCGGUAUCACACUCCACAACCUGGACGAUAUCCUGAGUGGCGGGGAGGGCCUGGAAACGGUCAUGGAAAGCGUGCGCACUUGGAUGGCAGAUCGCGAGAUCGAGGCUAUGUUGGCUGAGGAGUUGGUCAAAAAGAAGGAGAAGUAA
Penicillium macrosclerotiorum is the source of this 1287-nucleotide messenger RNA. RefSeq names its product putative mitochondrial translation release factor (RF-1). NCBI's taxonomy places the organism in Eukaryota, Fungi, Ascomycota, Eurotiomycetes, Eurotiales, Aspergillaceae. Gene Ontology annotation, biological process: translational termination. The record is from RefSeq and is a predicted model, not a curated record. Gene Ontology annotation, molecular function: translation release factor activity. The coding region runs from base 1 to 1287 and encodes 428 amino acids. The transcript has 3 exons.